GGCGGCUCCCCCCGGGGACAUCCGUGUGCCGGCCCACUGUGGCGAGGUGUGUGACGCCAGAAGCGGAGCCGAGCCUCAUAUUUGGGCACGAAGCAGGUUAUUGGAGGCCGUGGCCCUGCAGCUGGGCGAUCCCUCGGCUGAUAAAGGCUCCCCUGGUGCUGCCGCCUGCACCGGCUCCGGUGCUGCCGCUACAUCAUCCCCUGCCUGCGCUGGGGGUGCGGGACCUGUCGGGGAUGGGGCCGGUCGUGGCGCUGGGGCUGCUGCUGUGCCUGCAGCUGUGUGGGGGCUCCGGGCAGCUGCGGCUGGUGGGGGGCGGCGGGCGCUGUGCCGGACGCGUGGAGGUGAAUCACGACGGUGAGUGGGGCUCCGUCUGUGUCUACGACUUUGACUGGCAAGCCCGCUGGGCCACCGUGGUGUGCCGGCAGCUGGGCUGUGGCCGCGUGGCCUCGUCGUCCCCGUACGCCCCGUUCGGGCAGGGCAGCGGCCGGAUCUGGCUCCAGCCCUUCUACUGCCGUGGCACCGAGGAGGUGCUGGAGGAGUGUCCGCACUAUGAAUGGGGCCAGCACUACUGCGGCCACGAGCGGGACGUGGGGGUGAUCUGCACAGGUGAGGGGGACAGGCUGGCCAUGGGGACACCCACCUUGUGCCAGGGUGUGCCGGGCACGGCUGAGCUGUGCCGGUGUCCCGGUGCAGAGGCCGUGGAGCUGAGGCUGGUGGAUGGUGGCGGUCCCUGUUCCGGGAGGGUGGAGGUGAAGCUGCGGGGACACUGGGGCUCGGUGGCAGAUGACAACUGGGACAUGGAUGAUGCCGAGGUGGUGUGCCAGCAGCUGGGCUGUGGCUCGGCUGCCGGCGCCUACUCCUCCCGCGACCGCUUUCGCGCAGGGACCGGGCCCAUCAACCUGGCCGUGGUGGACUGCAAUGGGGAGGAGGCCACACUGUGGGACUGCAAGAUCCGCGGCUGGGGACCCUACAGCGGUCCCCAUGACUAUGACACUGCCGUCAUCUGCCAAGGGUUUUCCCGGCUGGUCGGAGGUGACAGAGCCUGUGCCGGGCGGUUGGAGGUGCGGCAGCGCCAGGCCUGGGUUGGCGUCUGCGCGGAGCACGUGGACAUGAAGGUGGCCCAGGUGGUGUGCCGGGAGCUGGGCUGCGGCACGGCGCUGGCCAUCCCCGGCAGCGGCCGGUUUGGGGCGGGAACGGGGCCGCUGUGGGAGGGGGGGUUCAACUGCACCGGCAGCGAGCCCCUCCUCAGCGCCUGCGCCCGGCGGGUGCCCCACAGCCAGGGCUGCGCUGGCCACGCCACCAUCAUCUGCUCCCCCUACACGGGCUUCCGGCUGGGGAACAGCAGCUCGGGCUGUGCCGGGCGGGUGGAGGUGGAGGUGAGGGGCACGUGGGGGUCCGUCUGCGCCACCGACUGGGACCUGCCCGAUGCCGACGUCCUGUGCCGCCACCUGGGCUGUGGCCACGCCGUCACCGUGCCCCCGGGAGGCUCCUUCGGCAGCGGGGACGGGCCGCUGAGGCCGGACGCCUUCGGCUGCAGCGGGAGCGAGCGGCACCCGGGCGAGUGCCCCGUGGCGGUGCUGGGGGAGCCCCCCUGCAGCCCGGGGAACGCUGCCGCCGUCAACUGCUCAGGUCUGUGUGGCACCUGUGGGAAGAGCCUCCAAGGGCUUUUGGGACACCCCAAGAAUUGGGAGCGGAGCACUCAGGGCUGUUUUGGGAUGAGGGGAGGGCUGAACCAGGUGCCACAGCCUCACGGCACUGCUGGUGAUUUUUCAGGCACUGAAGGCACCAUCAAUUCCGUGCGGCUGGUGGAGGGUGAGAGCCGGUGUGACGGGCGGCUGGAGGAGGCCAUAACCACCCCAGCCUGGCGCCGUGUGCCUGUGGAGCAGUGGAAGAGAUGGGAUGUCGACAUGGUGUGUGCUGUGCUGGGUUGUGGCCUGCCAAAGGAGAUCUACACAGCCUUGGGUAUGGCACCCACUGCACUGACCAGCAGCGCCAGGGAGGUGGAUGUCAUGACGGAGGAGACAGAUGUCGUGACAGAGGAGGUGGAUGUCGUGACGAGGGAAAUGUACAACAUCUCGGGGAUGGGCCCUGAGCUGACCAGGAGCCUCGAGGAGAUGGAGGACAUGCCGGAGGAGACCUCCCAUGUCUUAGAGAUGGGCCCUGCACCAACCAGCAGCCCUGAGGAGAUGGUCAUCGUCUGCUCAGGUGGGUGUCCCGAGAAGGGCCGGGCUGCUGGUGCCCUGAGCAACCCCCAGCCCGGUCCCUCCGUGCCCGCAGGCAGCCGGCGGGUGAGGCUGGCGGGCGGUGCCGGGCGCUGCGCCGGGCGCGUGGAGGUCUAUGCCGGUGGCACCUGGAGCAGCGUGUGCCAGGAGCGCUGGGACCUGCGGGCCGCCGCCGUUGUGUGCCGGGAGCUGGGCUGUGGCGCGGCACUGGAGGCCCCCGGCUCGACGCGCUUCGGCCCCGGGCCGGGGACAGCGUGGCCGUACGUGGUUGAGUGCGCCGGGAACGAGGAGUCUCUCUGGGAAUGCCCACGCUCGGAAGGGCGCGAGUGCGAGCGCGGGGCCGGGGCCGGGGCCGUCUGCUCAGAGCAGCUCUCCCUGCGGCUGGCGGGCGGGCGCGGGCGCUGCAGCGGGUACCUGGAGCUGCUCCACAACGGCACCUGGGGCCGCGUGUGCGCCACCGGCACCAGCCCCGGCACCGCCGCCGCCGUCUGCCGGCAGCUGGGCUGCGGGGACGGGGGGCAGCUGGCACCCGGCCCCGCCCAGCAGCCGGCCCCCGCCUGGCUGGCCUGGGUGGGCUGCGAGGAGGGGGCCCGCUCGCUCUGGGGGUGCCCGUCGGCACCCUGGCACCUGCAUUCCUGCGGCCCCGGAGGGGACGCCUACGUGGCUUGUGUUGAGGACAGUGACAACCCCAGCGAGACAGCCACCACCCCGUGCCCGGACGGGGCCACCUGCACAGCUGUCCCCAGCAGCAGCGGCCCUGCGGUGGCCAGGGGGACUGUGCCGGUGCCAAGUGGGCAGGUGCCCAGGGGGACUGUGCCGGUGCCGGUGGUCCUGUGCGUGGUCCUGGGGACGCUGCUGUGCCUGGCCCUGGGCGCCCUGGCCGUGCUGAUGUGCCGCGCCCGCACUUGGCGCCGAGGUGCCGGCAGAGCCGUGGGUGCCAUCCCCGACGCCAUCUACGAGGAGCUGGACUACAGCGCGAUGCCGGAGUACCAGGAGGUGCCCAGUCGCCCAGGUUCCCCGCGGGAGGGCUCCGUGAAGAAGCUGCUGUAUUACACCGGGGACAGCGUGGAGGGGAGUGACACCGGGGCAGCCCCAGUCCCAGUCCCCCCUGCCCUGCCUGGGCACAGAACCCCGGAUGGCUAUGACGAUGCCACGGCUGGAACCCUGGACAGUUAUGACGAUGCCAUGGUUGGAACCCCAGAUGGCCACAACGAUGCCAUGGCUGGAAGCCUGGAUGGCUACGAUGAUGCCACAGCUGGAAGCCUGGAUGGCUACGACGAUGCCAUGGCCGUGCCAGAGGAAUCCCCCACUCCCAGCACUGGGGACAUCUCCAAGGGAGUGGCACAGAGGGGCUGGAUCUGUGUCCCACCCACAGGUGGGAGCUGCCCCCCUCCAAGUCCCCCCGGAGCCACAAGGGACCCCCCGGGACAGCCCCCGGGGCACAUGGACUAUGAUGAUGUCGGCACCAGCGCCCCGGGGACGUCGCAGUGAGGAUGUCCCGGCCACGUCCCAUCCCUGGGGACACGUGUGCUAUGGCCAUGGAGGUCACCUCUCCCUGACCAGGACUGCAGUGCAGGCAGAAAAGUGCUCUAGUGUAGGGAUUUUCUUUUAUAUCAAUGUGAAUUUCUCUUUUUUCCUAUUAAAACCCCAAACUGGCUGAAGACUCA
Messenger RNA from Pipra filicauda (Wire-tailed manakin), 3889 nucleotides. Its product is annotated as scavenger receptor cysteine-rich type 1 protein M130-like. The record is from RefSeq and is a predicted model, not a curated record. Gene Ontology annotation, cellular component: membrane. Lineage: Eukaryota; Metazoa; Chordata; Aves; Passeriformes; Pipridae.